CAGAGAGCACCAACAGCCUCAACACAGUCUGAGAAAACUGAAUAAAAAUCAGUUUGAUUUCUUCUGCUGACACACCAACUGCUGCACCUCCUCCUCCUCCUUUUCAUCAAAGAAUCUCCUCCUCCUCCUCCUCUACAGCUCUAUCAUGGUGGCUCUGUGGCUCCAGUCCGUCUCUCUGCUGGUCUUACUGGUGGUGUUGUGGCCGGGUUGCCAGGCCUCCCCGGGGCAGCGGCCCAUAUGCGGCUCCCACCUGGUGGACGCCCUCUACCUGGUCUGUGGGGAGAAAGGCUUCUUUGGUUACCACCUCAGUGAGAAGGAGAUAGGUGAUGCGGCCUACAGGGACGAGGUCUGGAAGAAGAUAUCUUUCUCCUUCUGGAGGCAGUGCUGCUUCCAAACCUGCAGCAUUUAUGACCUGGUAUACUACUGCGACUGAACAGGAGAUCUGGUUAGCCUAGCUUAGCUGCUACUGAACAGGAGAUCUGGUUAGCCUAGCUUAGCUGCUACUGAACAGGAGAUCUGGUUAGCCUAGCUUAGCUGCUACUGAACAGGAGAUCUGGUUAGCCUAGCUUAGCUGCUACUGAACAGGAGAUCUGGUUAGCCUAGCUUAGCUCAGCUUCCUGUCGUCUCUCUGAAAAACCAAAUGCUGAGAAAUGGAUGAAAUUAAAAUAAUAAACUCAAAUUAAGAUAUCUGUGUUUAUUAAUUUGGUGUCUUUUUAUUGCAAUUUUUCUAUUUUAUAAUUAUAAUUAUAAUUAUUAUUAUAACUAUUAUUAUAAGUAUUAUUAUUAUUUUAUUAUUAUUUACGUAUUUAUAUAGUCCCUUUCAAAACAUUAAAAUAAAUAAUACAAGUCAAUAAAAUAAAUAUACUGUAUGUAUGUAAAACAUUUUUUUUCAUCAUAUAAUGAAUUGUUAAUUCCUUAUCUUCACACAAUAAUAAUGGUCCAUAUUUGCUGUGGUGCUUUGCUGCAUCCACCACCAGAGGGCAGCACUCUCACAUCUUACAGUUCAAAUGCUGAUGACAAUCAUUUAAAAUAUUACUAACUGAAUUUAUAUAUAGAUUCAGUUAAAAUAUAAAGAACAUCCGUAACUCUCUCUCUCUCUCUCUAUAUAUAUAUAUAUAUAUAUAUAUAUACGAACACACACACACACACACACACACGAAUAAACUUAAAUUAUUUCAGAUUAUUACAACUAUAAAAAAAUCAGAACCACUGAAUAAAAGGAUUAAACAAAAAAAAAUCGUAAAUGGCUAAAACUAUUCAAAGUAAAAUGAAUUAUUAACAGUAUAUUAAAUAUGCACAAAAAGAAACGAAAAAUUAACUAGAAUUACAACCCAAAUUCCCCCCAAAAAGUGAGUAAAAAAUAUAUAUUUUUUGUUACAUUAGAGUGUUAUUUUGUGCAUCAUAAUCACAUAUGUUUAUACAAAAUAUAUUUGACAGAUAAUUAAAAUCCUCUUUAUUUAAAAUGUGAAAAUCUUAAAAGAAAUGUUUAAAUUAUAAGAAUAAUAUUCAUAAGAUAAAGGAGCAGUGCUACAUAUUUCCAGUAAUAUUUACAUUAAAAAAGCUGUACAGAUGUCACAAUAUAUCACUAUAUAUGUAUAUGUAUAUAUAUAUAUAUAUAUAUAUAUAUAUAUAUAUUCAUAUAUUCUCAGUCAGUCUGGGGGAUUCUCUAUUACACUAAUAAUAAUAAUUCCUGUUAAAUGUGUGUUUCUCCUGCAGUUCAUCCUCUUUUCUCUUUUUUCUUUCAGUGUCUUUGUUUUGUCCACCUGUAGUUCCGGUGUUUGUGUGCGGGGCGGGGCGGAGCUGGGUGGGGUCAGGUGUCGCUCUUACCUGCUCCACCUGUCUGUCUGUCUCUCCCACAGUUUACUCACGGUCCUGUCUGUCCCGGUCCUGCCCCGGUCUUGUCCCGGUCCUGUCCCGGUCUUGUCCCGGUCUUGUCCCGGUCCUGUCCCGGUCUUGUCCCCCGUGUGUUCCCGGUCUCGGCGGCUCGACCUGUUUCUCGCUUCAUAAACGUGAAUGUUUCUUUGUUUAAGAGGAUUAUUAUCACAUCAGGAUGCGAGAUGUUCUGCUCGACAACCAGACGUGCAGCAACGGGUCGGAGGUCAGGCUGUGGUGCGGCUCUCAGUCUGCAGUGUGUUCACUGUCUGCAGGUCACACACCAUUCUACACACACCUGGACAACAACACACACAUCACAGUUGUGCAGCCGGACAGAUACAACCCGUGGCUCGGACUCACGCUGGCGCUGCUGUCGGCGCUCCUGAUCGCCGUGAGCGUCACUCUGAAGAAGAAAGCUCUGCUCCGAUUGGCCAGAAACGGACAAACCAGAGCAGGUGACGGAGGACACGGCUACCUAAAGGACUGGCUGUGGUGGGGCGGCCUGUUAACCAUGGGAGUUGGAGAGGUCUGCAACUUUGCCGCCUACAUGUUCGCUCCGGCCACGCUGGUGACCCCGCUGGGCGCUCUGAGUGUCCUCAUCAGUGCAGUUCUGUCCUCCCACCUGCUGGGGGAGGUGUUGAAUGUGGUCGGGAAGCUCGGCUGCCUGCUGUGCAUUCUGGGAAGUGUAUUGUUGGUUAUCCACGCGCCACAGGAACAGGAAGUGACAUCACUGCAGGAUAUGACCAACAAGCUGCUAGAGCCUGGUUUCCUGGUGUUCGUGGCGGUGGUGCUGGUGCUCUGUGCCGUGCUCAUAUUUUAUUUCUCUCCUCGGUUCGGUCACUCCAACAUCUUCAUCUACAUCAGCAUCUGCUCGCUGCUCGGAGCCUUCACCGUGGCCUCGGUGAAGGGCCUCGGCAUCGUCAUCAACACAGUGGUUUAUGAUGUUUCAGUUCUUGCUAAACCUCUCACCUGGAUCCUGCUGUUCACCCUCGUCGUCUCCAUCGUCACACAGGUGAACUACUUGAACAAGUCUCUGGACACCUUCAACACGCUGCUGGUCUACCCGAUCUACUACGUCCUCUUCACCUCCGUGGUUCUGUCCACCUCCAUCAUCCUGUUCCAGGAGUGGAGGAGCAUGGCGGUGGUGGACGUGGUCACGACGCUGGGGGCCUUCCUGGUCAUCGUGGUGGGCGUGGCCAUGCUGCACCUCUUCAAGGAGCUGCAGAUGACCAUGAAGCAGCUGACCAAUCAGCUCUCUCAGCCGGUGGAGAGGGCGGGGCUUGCAGAGGAAGUUUCACCCAAUGAUGAUGGAGGAGGAGGAGGAGGAGGGGGAGGAGGAGGAGGAGGAGGAGGAAGGAGUAAAAAAGAGGAUAAAUACGGACUGAUGGACAACAUGAUGAUAGAAAGUCUUCCUCCGAUGAGAGACGAAGGGCCGAGAGUCUUCAUCAUCAGCUGAGAGAGACAGAGGAAGAAGAAGAAGAAGAAGAAGAAGAGGAGGUUUGUGUUUCCUGUCUGGACUUUGUAGUUCAGACUGCUCCGUGCUGUAGUCCUCAAACUGUAUGUGCACUUUCUAAAAAGGCCUGUGGUCUGACAGUCCGUCAGCUCUCACACGACAGAAUUUACACUAAAUAUUUAAGCGUCCGAGAGGUUUUCAAGAGUUCAAACCAACUCCUUUUUAACACUUUCUAACACAGAUUAACGACUGAACUGACAACAGAGUCAAAGAAUUUCAGCAAAGACACACAAAACAACUACAAAGACUCAUAAAGUGGUGACAAAAACACAUAAAUCAUCUUCAGAGAGACGUGAAAUUACCAACAAUACAACAUGAAACUAGAAAAAGAAAUAUAAGGCUGACAAAGAGACUAAAACGAUUUCAGAGACAUAAAAUAUCUUUAAAUAAACUUGAAAUGACUCCAGAGAGACACAAAACAGCUGCAAAGUGAAAUAAAACCACUACAGAUAUUUUAAAUGGUACAAAGAGACAAAAAAUUAAUGUAUUUGAUUUAUUUCCACAGAAAUUAAUCUAUAAAUGUAGAAAUAAGUAUAAAAUAAGCAAGGAAAAAUACAUUUCUAAAUUAAUAAAUAAAUACAUUUGGAAAUGUAAAAAAAGAAAGAAAAUAAUUAAUUAAAUAAAUGAAAGUGGAGAGAUAAAUCAACUAAAUACAAAAAUACAGAAAUAAAUAAUAAAAUGGAUGUUAAAAUAAGGAAUUCCCAUAUUUUUUGCAUUUCUUUGUAUAUUUUUUUUUCUUUAUACAUUUAAUUUCUACUCAUUUUAUUUUUCGUCCUUCAUACAGAUGUCUAGUAAAAUAAGAAAACUUUCCUUUAAAUAAAAAGAUUUUUAUAUUCAGGAUUUACAACAACAAGAAACAAACUAAAAACUCGUGCAACAGAUUUGAUAACUAACUUCAUACAACAAUUUUAUCAUUUUUAAAAAAAUUUUCUCUUUUGGAGACAAUUUAUAAUCCAGACUUAAUCUGAAAUGUUCUUUCUGAGGCCGAUGUGUCUGUCAGUGUUUUUUUUAAAUUUAUUUUUUACAGUAGCUGAGGUGAGAACCUGCGAACACCUGAGACUCUUUAAAUAAUUAAUAAGCUGCAUUAUUUUUCAGGUCACACAAACAAAAACACUCACCGAGUCACCUGAGAACUCAACAGUGACGCGACUGCAGAGUGAAAUAUCUAUUUUUUAAGGAAACUUUUAGAAAUAUUUUACUAUAUUUUAAAUUUCUCAGAAAUUCACUAAAGUUGUCGUUCUAACGCAGCAUCUGAACCUCCGUUAGAACGCUCCACUCUCCUGUUUUACACGUUCUUUAUCAAUUAGAGUCAAUAUUUUCUCUUCAAAUAUCAAUUUACAUUCAGAAAGUAUAAAAACCUAUAAAGGCCAUUUACUCAAAAUGAGUUUUUCUUCAUAAAAGUCAACUUCAGCUCCACUUUCAGACACCAAAAUGUUUUAUACUUGACUACAUUCAAUCAUUCAUAUGCUGAUUUAUAACAUUUUGUUCCUAAAAACAUGACCAAAAUUUAUCAUUUUUAUGACUUUUGACAGUAUUUUCUGACUAAUUAAAUGAUAAUAUGAGAUUUUCCAAUUUCCUUUUGUCGAAAAACUUUAAUACAUCAACAAAAUAAAAUAAGAACUUUUAAAUUUGCUUUAUCAAAUGUUCAGAUUUAUGUCCUGGAAUAUAUAUGCAAAUUAGCGCAUAUUUAAUGAGCCCACGCCUCAUUUGCAUAUCUAGACAUAACAUUUCAGAAAACUUGUAAUGCAAAAAAACUUUGUCUAACUGUAAAUAACAAACUGAGGAAGUUUCAUGAUGAUAUCUAUAAGUUUAAAGAAUGACCCUAUUCACCUGGAGUAUAAAAACCUAUAAAGGCCGUUUUCUCAAAAUGAGCUUUUUCUCAUAAAUCUCAACUUCAGCUCCACUUUCAGACACCAAACUGACCAGAUUUAUCUCUAACUACAUUCUGAAGCUUUUUACAAUAAUUCAUACCUAAUUUAUAAACUUUUUAUUCAUAAAAACAUGACGAAAAUGUAUGUUUUUAUGACUUUUUGACAGUAUUUUCUGAUUAAUUAAAUGAUAAAAUGACAUUUCCCAAUUCCUUCUGUAAAAUCUUUAAAUCUAAUAUAUCAACAAAAUAAAAUAAUAACUUUUUAAAUUUGCUCCUUUUUUUUUUUUGCCAAUGUUCAAAUUUAUCUCCUCAAAAUAUAUGCAAAUGAGCGCAUAUUUAAUCAAUCCACGCCUCAUUUGCAUAUCUACACAUAACAUUUCAGAAAACUUGUAAUGCAAAAAAAAAAGUGUCUUAAUGUAAAUAACAAACUGGGGAAGUUUCAUGGUGAUAUCUAUAAGUUUAAAAAAUGACCCUGUUCACCUGCGUAGAUAUAGAGAUUCUUAAACUUUUGUUUAUCAUCAGUAACUUUUUAUGGGUUUGUUGACAUUAAGAAAAAUCCAAAAUAUAACCAGAUUUAUUCUUUUUUCCAUUCAUUGCACUUUAUUCGCUUUAAUUCUCAUUUCAAAACCUUCAGACUUGAAACAUUUUGUCACUAAAAAAUCUAAAUGUAAAACAUUUCUACAGAGACUGGAGAACUUAAACUGAUGUGAAUGUUUUUCUAUUGUGUUUGUUUUUAUUUUCUGUUCAAGUUUUCACACUGGAGGCCAAAAGACAAACGUUUGUUUUUAUAGAAGGAAUGAAAGAACACUUUGUGUUUUAGGACGAUGAAUCUCAGAGGUUACAGACGUUAUUUGAUAUCGUCUCUCUCUUCAGAGCUGAAGGACCAGUUUAUGAAGCUGUGUGUGUGUGUGUGUGUGUGUCUGUGUGUGUGUGUGUGUGUGUGUGUUCAGCUGAAGACUUGUGUUUAUGAAGCUCAGAGGAAAAAAAGAUCAAAUGAAGCAAAAAACUGGAAACAGGUUGAAACUGCUAGCUUAGCUUAGCAUAAAGACUGGAAACGGGCAGAAAUUGUUAGCUUAGCUUAGCAUAAUGAGUGAAAACAGAUGGAAACUGCUAGCUUAGCUUAGCAUAACGAGUGGAACAUGGAAACUGCUAGCUUAGCUUAGCAUAAUGAGUGGAAACAGAUGGAAACUGCUAGCUUAGCUUAGCAUAAUGACUGGAAACAGGCAGAAAUUGUUAGCUUAUCUUAGCAUAAUGAGUGGAAACAGAUGGAAACUGCUAGCUUAGCUUAGCAUAAUUACUGGAAACAGAUGGAAACUGCUAGCUUAGCUUAGCAUCAAGACUGGAAACAGGUGGAAACUGCUAGCUUAGCUUAGCAUCAAGACUGGAAGCAGGUGGAAACUGCUAGUUUAGCUUAGCAUAAAGACUGCAAAAAGGCAGAAAUUGUUAGCUUAGCAGUAAGACUGGAAACAGGUGGAAACUGCUAGCUUGGCAUUCAAUCUGGAAACAGGUGGAAACUGCUAGCUUAGCUUAGCAUAAUGACUGGAAACAGGUGGAAACUGCUAGCCUAGCUUAGCAUAAAGACUGGAAACAGGUAAAACUGACAGCUGCUCAGAAACUGAUUAACAUGCUAACUGGUGUUUUCUCUUUAUGCUAAGCUAAGCUUUAUGCUAAGCUAACAGCCUAAUGUGCAGACAUGAGUGAUUUCAUCUUUUUUUCCUGUAAAUGUAUUUAAAUAUUCCUGCAGCAGAUUUUUACUCUUUGUAGUUUAUUAAACUAAUUCAGAAUCUUUUGUUUUAUGUUUUGAUCAGAAAGUUUGUGACUUUGUUUGUUUUCUGAAACUUUACUCAUUAAACUUUUUGUUUCCUGUGAGUUUUUAUAUUUUUAUUCAAUAAAGAACAACAA
Messenger RNA from Centropristis striata (black sea bass), 7160 nucleotides. It is a transcript of the gene nipal4, whose product is annotated as NIPA like domain containing 4. The record is from RefSeq and is a predicted model, not a curated record. Lineage: Eukaryota; Metazoa; Chordata; Actinopteri; Perciformes; Serranidae. The coding region runs from base 2051 to 3331 and encodes 426 amino acids. Gene Ontology annotation, biological process: magnesium ion transport. The transcript is spliced from 12 exons. Gene Ontology annotation, molecular function: magnesium ion transmembrane transporter activity. Gene Ontology annotation, cellular component: membrane.